UCAAGCAGUCCAUCAAAUAAAGUGAUAAACGAGUUGUCUCCAUUCCGUGGAAAAGGCGAAUAUGCGCCAUGCAAUUUUUUCCCCCUUUGGAUGCUGCUAAUCCAAACAUGUUGCCUUACUGAUGCUACUUAAUCACUGUUUUUUUUUUUUUUUUUUUUUUGGGGUUCCCUUUAACGCUACUGAAUCCCUUUUCCUUUUCUUGCAUGCUACUUAAUCCCAACAAGUGCAUUUUGGUUUCCGGGUUUCUGUUGAAAUCAGUCUUGGUAGCAGAACUUUGAGUUCUAAUCAAGUCUUACACAAAAUAAACAAGCCACAGAGGAACUAUUCGGCAGCUGGGAGUUUGGAGUACUUGAAGUUUUCUAGCAGCUUCCGUAUAUCAUAAUGGGGUUGCUAGAUUUAUUCAUGGUUGCUUCUGUGCCUGUUAUGAAAGUACUCUUAAUUUGCGGACUCGGCUCUUUUCUUGCUUUAGAUCAUAUAGACAUCUUGGGAGAGAGUGCAAGGAAGCAGAUAAAUAAUGUUGUGUUUUUCGUAUUCAAUCCAGCACUUGUCUCCAGCAACCUGGCUCAAACAAUUACCUUGGAGAACAUCGUAUCAUUGUGGUUCAUGCCGGUCAACAUCUUGCUGACUUUUAUUCUUGGCUUAGUUUUUGGAUGGGUACUUGGCAAAAUAACUAAAGCUCCUCAGCAUCUGAAAGGCCUUGUAAUAGGUUCAUGUGCAGCAGGAAACUUGGGGAAUUUGCCUUUGAUUCUUGUCCCAGCUAUAUGCCGUGAAAAGGGUAGUCCAUUUGGAGCACCAGAUAGCUGCCUUAUGUAUGGGAUGGCUUAUGUUUCUCUUUCUAUGGCGAUAGGAGCCAUUUAUCUGUGGUCUAUUGUUUAUAACAUUGUUCGUGUAUCAUCAACUAAGAGCUAUGAAGUUAUAAAUGUGAAGAAUAAAAGUUCUGAUGAAGAAACCUCAAAAUCCCUUCAAGAGCAGUUAAUUGAUGAGCUUGAUUUAGAAGGCACAUCUGCCAUGGACGAUGCAAAUGUAUCUUUGCUAUCAUGUGCUAAAACUGAUGAGCAAGGAAAGGUUUUCAUCUUGGACAAAAUUAAGAAGCAAAUAUAUUCAUUUUUCAGAAACAUUAAUCUGAAGGCCAUACUUGCACCUUCAACGACUGCAGCGAUUGUUGGCUUCAUCGUCGGAUUAGUGCCCCCCAUACAAAGGUUGAUGAUUGGUGCUAGCGCUCCGCUUCAUGUAGUCCAGGAUUCUGCUUUAUUACUUGGGGAAGCAGCAAUCCCCAUAGUCACACUGAUAGUUGGGGCAAACCUCCUUAGAGGUCUAAGAGGAUCAGGAGUCCAGCUUACUGUCAUUCUCGGGAUCAUUGCUAUUCGAUAUGUUUUCCUGCCUCUGAUUGGAGUCUUGGUUAUUAGAGGGGCAAUUCAUCUCGGCUUCGUGCAUGCAGAUCCCUUAUAUCAGUUUGUUCUACUACUACAGUAUGCUCUUCCCCCUGCCAUGAAUAUAGGUACAAUUACACAAUUAUUUGGGUCAGGCCAGUCCGAAUGUUCUGUAAUUCUGCUGUGGACAUACUCAGUUGCAUCAGUUUCUCUAACACUUUGGUCAACCUAUUUCAUGUGGCUAGUAGCCAAAUCUUGAUUUUGCCGUAGCAGUUGCCAGUUUUGCAACAUGUAUUCAUGUUGUUCUCGUUGCUUCAGCUAAUGUAAGAGCGAGCAAUAUAAAAUAGUACCAGCUAUCAUUGCAUAAGCUCACUGUCGAUUCAACAUUGUGAAAAAGCUUCCAAUUUCAAAAUUUUCCUCCAGCAGCAAAAGGUGUCAUGAAGAGGGUUCUUUUCCAUUGAUACAAAGAUCAAAAUAGCCCAACUGUCCAACUAAGUAGCUGUGCGGAUGUACCUGAAAACCUUGUGGCUUUUGCACUCUUUUUCCCUUUUAAUUAUCCUACUUUUCGAAUUCAGCGUUCAAAAAGGAAACCCUAAAUAUCGCCGUUUUGGAGGUUGAACAAUUGAGCACUCCAAAAGUUUUAAACGCUGACGCCCAAUAAACGAGUUGCUCGGUUCCAAUUUGGAUGCGUGGCCGCUGUAUCAGCAGCAAUGUCAUGCUCAUUCCCAUUUGGAUGCUGUUGCAUGCUGGUAAUCCAUAUUCCGUACUUGUUACCUUGCUAAUGCUAUCUAAUCUUUUCUUUUCUU
Molecule: messenger RNA, 2176 nt
Organism: Coffea eugenioides
Lineage: Eukaryota; Viridiplantae; Streptophyta; Magnoliopsida; Gentianales; Rubiaceae
Product: protein PIN-LIKES 3-like
Exons: 11
Coding region: 382-1629 (415 amino acids)
Biological process (GO): endoplasmic reticulum to cytosol auxin transport
Cellular component (GO): membrane
Source: RefSeq, a predicted model, not a curated record